AUGCCUCCGCGACACCAAACACUACCCCCGGCGCAGACCGCUGCAGCCCGCGAAGCUCUGCAAUCUUUCUACUGCAGCCUCUGCUCAAAGGGAUACUCUCGCAUGAAUGACUACGAGGCGCAUCUCGGCAGCUAUGACCAUAGCCAUAAACAGCGACUCAAAGAUAUGAAGGCUAUGGUUCGCGAUCCGAACGCCGGCACCCGAGCCCGAAAAGCCGAGGCCAAGGCGGAUGGCCUCGUCAGCAUCAAGCUCGCCAACAACGAACAGCCACAGCAGUCUGCCGGAGGCGGAGGUUUUAAGAAGGGCGGUUUCAAAAAGUCGGGCUUCAAAUCGGCAUUCGCCCCCGUCGACGCCCCGAAUGCGCCAGACGCCCCAAGGUCAAAAGCCGGCCAAGCCCUAGAAGCAGACAGACUUACGAACGCACGCGAACGGGAUGCCCUUAUUGAGAGUGAUACCGAUGACGAGAGCUACGAACAUUACGACCCGCGAUACCCCACCGAAUGA
Messenger RNA from Colletotrichum phormii, 504 nucleotides. RefSeq lists its product as uncharacterized. Gene Ontology annotation, molecular function: nucleic acid binding; zinc ion binding. The record is from RefSeq and is a predicted model, not a curated record. NCBI's taxonomy places the organism in Eukaryota, Fungi, Ascomycota, Sordariomycetes, Glomerellales, Glomerellaceae. Bases 1 to 504 code for a protein of 167 amino acids. The transcript has 2 exons.